AUGGUGUCAACACCUGAAACAUCAUCACACUGGAAGAGAGGUCCAAGAAAGGAUCUUCACUCUGCAGAGAUGAUGCUGGGGAUGGCUCCGUUGCUCAGUGCAUUGCUCUUCUGCGAUGCUGCAGCUCUCGAUGAAGAGAACAAAAUGAUGGAUGUAACCAAGAAAUUUAAAUGUGCGAACAAAUGGAUUCAGUCGCCAUCUGGAACACAUUGUUUCAGAUAUUUCAACGAACCAUUAACCUGGCUUUCAGCUGAGACUACCUGUAAACGAAUGGAGAGAACUAGUCACCUUGCCUCCAUCCACAACAAUGAACAAAAUGCGUUUCUUGCUAAAAUGGUGAAUGGGUUGAAAUCAAAAACUAAACAAUUUUGGAUUGGAUUGAAGGAUCGAAAGGAAGAGAAGUAUACAUGGAGUGACAAAACUAAUUAUGCAUUUGGUAAAUUGCCAACGACCUCAUCUUCUCCUGAAAAUAGAGUGGUCUGCGUGACUUUUAUUCUGUUGUCCAGUGAAUGGAAGCAUAUGGCAUGCAAAACCAAACUACCCUUUAUUUGUUCCUACAAACCAACAAAAUAGGUGUUGUUCACAGCCUAAUAAUUCCUUUUGAUGAAAUGAUUGAUUCUCUGUAUUGAUUUGCUUCAUAAUUGCAGUGAGUGUGGUGAUUGUAUUGACUUAGUUGCCAGCAAAUAAUAAAAACGCUUGAUC
This is a messenger RNA of Callorhinchus milii (elephant shark), 702 nucleotides long. Its product is annotated as rhodocetin subunit gamma-like. Gene Ontology annotation, molecular function: signaling receptor activity. The record is from RefSeq and is marked provisional. Lineage: Eukaryota; Metazoa; Chordata; Chondrichthyes; Chimaeriformes; Callorhinchidae.